AUGUUUUUCGGAAGUGUUAGCCAAAGGAUUUCCGAAGAAAUUCACAAGCUGAUCGUAGCGAGUGCCAACGAUUUCGGCGAAGACAUUAUGCCCCGCCGCAGGAGGGGAGGUAACGAGGGUUUAUAGGAAACUAGCACAUGAAACCCGGCGGCCCUUUGUCUAUGGCAUACGUAUCCGUUUAGAGCCGUCGUCUUCUACCGUUCCCGGAACGAGUGGUUUUCCCUGGUUGAAGAGGAUUCGUUUUGUAGACGACCAGUGUGACACCACCGUCGUCGCGUCAUUCACCCGUAGACGUAGGUUAACAAUUCGGGCGGGAAAAAGCGAUGAGAAGUCGAGAAGGUAUAGCUAA
This is a messenger RNA of Cinara cedri, 349 nucleotides long. NCBI's taxonomy places the organism in Eukaryota, Metazoa, Arthropoda, Insecta, Hemiptera, Aphididae. The record is from the annotation of a GenBank genome assembly.